AUGAAUAAUUAUGAUGAUAUUAUAAUAUCUAGUAGUGAUGAUUAUACUAUUAAAUUUUGGAUUUUACAAAAUGAAUGGAUAUGUUCAUAAACUAUCACAGAUCAUAAACAUUGCGUUUAUUAACUAAAUAUGAAUGAAUAAUAAAAUAAAGUUAUUUCAUCUGGGUGGGAUCAAUUAAUAUUAAUAAUAGAAUAUUCAGAAUAUAAUAAAAAGUGGAUGGUUAGAUAAAAAAUUAAAGUUGAUUGUUAAGGAUUACGACUAUGUUUUAUCAAUGAUAAUCUUUUCACAUUUCAACCAAAGAAAGGCAAUUUGAUGCAUGUCUAUGAGAUGAAUAUUGUAAGUAAAGAAUUUACUAAAACCAAAAAUAUUAAUGUAAAUCAAGGUGAUGAUGGUUAUGUAUUGUUCCCAUAAUAAUAUAUAAAAUCAAAAUACUUACUUGUUAGUAAAAAUUAUUAGACUGUCAAUUUAAUAAGAAAGCUAGAAAAUGAUGAAUUUAAAGUUGAAUAAUCAAUUCAAUAUGGUAGUUAUGGAUUAUUUGGUUAAAUGAGUGAUGAUGGAGAAUAUUUGAUUACUUGGGAUUAUUCAUCAAAAAAAAUAUAAAUUAGGAAAUAAACAGAAGAAUGA
Paramecium pentaurelia is the source of this 624-nucleotide messenger RNA. The record is from the annotation of a GenBank genome assembly. Lineage: Eukaryota; Ciliophora; Oligohymenophorea; Peniculida; Parameciidae.